GAUUGGAUCCAUAUCCAACCAUCCAUCCAAAAAUCAUUGUUACAUUAUUUUGUGGUGUUUCGUGGUCGUACGUGUUCCUCGCUAGCAGAACUUAUUCUUCUCAAAAAAUGGCUCCUCCAUCAUUCUCCGAUUUGGGUAAACAAGCUCGUGACAUCUUCGGAAAAGGCUAUCAUUUUGGCUUGUGGAAGUUGGACUGCAAAACUAAGACUCCAUCUGGCAUUGAAUUCAGCACAGCUGGUCACUCCAACCAAGAAUCUGGCAAAGUUUUCGGUUCUUUGGAAACCAAGUACAAAGUUAACGACUACGGUUUGACUUUAACCGAAAAAUGGAACACAGACAACACCCUCUUCACUGAAGUUGCUGUGCAAGACAAAUUGCUCGAGGGUUUGAAAUUGGCCUUCGAAGGUACCUUUGCCCCACAAUCCGGCAACAAGACUGGCAAAUUCAAGGUUGCCUAUGGCCAUGAGAAUGUUAAAAUCGAUUCCGAUGUUAAUGUUGAUUUGAAUGGUCCCUUGGUCAAUGCCUCAGCCGUUUUGGGCUAUGAGGGUUGGUUGGCCGGUUACCAGACUGCUUUCGAUACCCAACAUGCCAAGUUGACAGCCAACAACUUCGCUUUGGGUUACACCACAAAAGACUUUGUCUUGCAUACAGCUGUCAAUGAUGGCCAAGAAUUCAGCGGCUCCAUCUUCCAAAAGUGCUCCGACAAAUUGGACGUUGGUGUACAAUUGUCCUGGACUUCUGGCAGCAACAACACCAAAUUUGGCUUGGGCGGCAAAUUCCAAUUGGACAAGGAUGCUGCUUUGCGCGCUAAGGUCAACAAUGCCUGCCAAGUUGGUUUGGGCUACCAACAAAAAUUGCGCGAUGGCAUCACACUCACCCUUUCCACUAUGAUCGAUGGCAAGAACUUCAAUGCUGGCGGUCACAAGAUCGGUGUAGCUUUGGAAUUGGAAGCCUAAACCAAUUGUCUGCUACAUCAUUUUAAAUUUACUAACACUACCAAAUAAUUGUAACAACUGCAGCCGUUCACAAACAACUCUUACAGCAACAACAACAACAACAAAUUAAGUGUGUAAAAAAAAAAUAUCAACCACAAUGCGACAACAACAUCAUCUCAGCAGAACAAGAGCAACAAAUUACACUUAUAAAUAAUAAUAAUAAUAAUAAUAAAAUAUGUAUUAUGUUAUUAAGACAACAGAGAUCGUAAAAUUAUUUAAACGAUUAUAAAACAAAAAAAGUAUCAGUUCAUUUUUUGAGAAUUUCAAAUGAAAACAAAAAUAAAGGGUGAAAACCAUUGUUAGCCAUUUGGUUUGAGCCAGUUAAAAACCAACAAAAGAACAUUACAAACAAAGCAAUCUUUAGUUUCUAACAAGUAUUUCCUUUAAACAUUAGAACGCCCAUGCCUUCCAGUGUUUUGUUUCUCUCUCACUCCCACUCUCUCUCUCUCUCUCUCUCUCUAACUGCCCUUGUCAUAAAAUCCGGAAAUUUAAGAUUUUUAUGUUUAUUUACUUUUAAAGAAAUUAAACAUGUGUUAAGGCCAGUAAUUCAGACGAGCAAAUAUAAAGAGAAUAUGUUUCAGAGCAUGGUCUUUGUGCAUUUAAAAUUUA
Stomoxys calcitrans (stable fly) is the source of this 1604-nucleotide messenger RNA. It is a transcript of the gene porin, whose product is annotated as voltage-dependent anion-selective channel. NCBI's taxonomy places the organism in Eukaryota, Metazoa, Arthropoda, Insecta, Diptera, Muscidae. The record is from RefSeq and is a predicted model, not a curated record. The coding region runs from base 108 to 956 and encodes 282 amino acids. Gene Ontology annotation, molecular function: voltage-gated monoatomic anion channel activity. Gene Ontology annotation, biological process: monoatomic anion transmembrane transport. Gene Ontology annotation, cellular component: mitochondrial outer membrane. The transcript is spliced from 3 exons.